Messenger RNA from Lolium perenne, 736 nucleotides. RefSeq names its product prefoldin subunit 1. Gene Ontology annotation, cellular component: prefoldin complex; cytoplasm. The record is from RefSeq and is a predicted model, not a curated record. Gene Ontology annotation, molecular function: protein folding chaperone. Lineage: Eukaryota; Viridiplantae; Streptophyta; Magnoliopsida; Poales; Poaceae. Gene Ontology annotation, biological process: protein folding.
ACAAACGGACCCAACCCGUCCCGUCGUGUUGCCGAACAGCGCCGCCGCUGCACCGCCCUCUCUCCACUCUCCGCAUCCUCUCCUGUCCGUCGGUGUGAUUCGAGCUCGCUGCUAGGGUUCUCCAUCUCGCUCCAUCCCCUUCCCCUUCCAUGGCGGACGAAACCAACCGGGCGGCUUUCGUGGAGCUGCAGGCCCGGAUGAUCGAGACCACCGGGAAGAUCAAGCAGCUACAAAUCCAGAUGCGUACUAAAGAGAGUGAAAAGAAACGUGCUUACCUCACACUGGAGGAACUUCGCCAAUUGCCAGAAGAUACAAACACCUACAAGACCAUCGGUAAGAAACAUUUCUUGUUUAUUUUGGAGCCAAGAUCACUUCUGGCGAAUGAGCAAGAGCAAAAGCUAAACGACAGCGAGACUGCAAUAUCGUCGAUGCAGACUUCCAAGGAAUAUCUUGAGAAGCAGUUGGGAGAAUUGGAGAACAACAUUAGAGAGCUACUUCAGCAGGACCCUGUGCUAGCACGCCAAAUUCUCUCGAUCUGAAUGGCUGUUCUUUCUGAAUGUAUUUCUAGAUCUGAUGUGAUGUCACUCAACAUGAACAGCUCUUGAGAUGAGCUUUAAUAUAAUUGGAUCUAUGUGUGCCUAAAGAUACACACUUACCAUCCUGCAUUAUACUGUGAAAAUUAUGAAUUCUUGCGUGUGAACAAUCCUUGCUUUAAGUCGUACCAUAUUGAAUUGCA